Messenger RNA from Cicer arietinum (chickpea), 1038 nucleotides. RefSeq lists its product as uncharacterized. The record is from RefSeq and is a predicted model, not a curated record. NCBI's taxonomy places the organism in Eukaryota, Viridiplantae, Streptophyta, Magnoliopsida, Fabales, Fabaceae.
GGUAUGUUGUGUCAGCAGCUUUUUGGGAGAUAGUUAUGUAUGGGGCUUAAAAACAAAAACAAAAACUCGAAAAGCCUUUUAUGACGUGGGUUGAUUUAAAAUCGAGAAAGAAAGAAGAACAAAAUACGAAAGCAGGAAGUGUUAUUAUGCUAUAGCAGCAGCUGCGUGAAGAUAUUCCUACCACAAUCUCUUUCUCUAACAGAACAGAAAUCUGCAGUUCACGAAAUCGAAGUGGCGUGCGUGUAUAGGGAUUGGAUAUAAGAAAUUUGUUUAUUGAUGAUGUUGGCGAAGAAACUAAGUUCCUUCCUCAAACUCUCCCCUAAACCUCACAUUUCCGGUGCCGGGAAGAAUGUGGGUGAAGAACAGGGUAAAUAUUUUGGUCGGAAGGCAGUGUCGUUUGUUUUGAUUACUAUUACAGGUGGUGUUGCUCUGAGUGCUCUUGACGACCUUGCUAUAUAUCAUGGUUGUAGCAGCAAGGCCAUGGAGAAUGCAAGCAAGAACCAGGCAAUAAUAGAUGCUAUUGGAGAACCAAUUGUUAAAGGGUCAUGGUACAAUGCAUCUCUGGCAGUGGCUCACAAGAGGCAAUCAGUGUCUUGCUCAUUUCCCGUUUCUGGACCCCUAGGCUCAGGUGUCGUACAGCUGAAAGCAGUCCGCAAUGGAGAGGACACUUGGUCUUCCUUUUUCCUUGCUCGUGAUUGGGACAUUUUAAUCAUGGAUGCUCUCCUCCAUGUACCUGGGAAUGAGGAGAAGCAUCAGUCUUUGCGGAUUAAUCUGUCCGACAAGCUGUCUCCUUCUUGUACUCCUUGCACCGCGUGCGUAGCUUGUCCAUCAGAAAAAUCAGAGGCAAAGUUGAGUUCCAAUCAAUAAUAGUAAAGCUUAAGUGACAUUCUAUAUUUCGACUAAAACAAUUUUUUCAGGUUUUAUACUUUUUACAUGAUGCAGAAGAUAGUAUCAUCUGUUUUCGACAGAAUAAAUUUUGAAAUUUCUUAAGAAAAUAAAUGUUAAUAUUAUUUAUCAUUGGAUUUUCAUUAUUGAAAA